AUGGUGUAUGUGGAGAUUGGCGGGCAGAUGACGAUCAACGGGCAACCAUUCCUACCUUUCAAGGGCACCCGCUGUGCAAACAAUCUGGACACUUCGGGUGUGGUGAAGCCGCAGGUGCAGGUGUCGUGGCAGCCUGGCACCGAUGCAAGCAAGGCUGCUUGCCGCGCAUUCGACUUCUUCCAGGAUUCAAACUGCAACGGACAGCUGCUGGGCAGUUUCCCGGACGGCAAGUCGCGCACCAUGACUCUCCCCGGUACAGUGAAGUCCGCCCGCUGCAUCAUUGACGACCUGUGCCCGUAUGUGAGCUGCCCGCCCUGGUCCAAGUGCAUCAGAACCACCGACGACAGCGCGUAUGCAAGCGCGAUUCCGGUGGUGGACUUGUCGGCGGGAGAGGCGGCGUGCGCCGCCGCCGUGGAUAAGGCAUGCCGUGAGGUCGGCUUCUUCCUGCUGGCCAAUCACGGCGUGCCACGUCAGCUCAUGGCCGACGCCUUCCACCAGACGAGGCUGCUCUUCGGCCUGCCCGCUGAAGCCAAGGCGGCUGUGCGCCAGGACAGCAACAACCGCGGGUACACGGCGUUUGAGGAGGAGGUAUUGGACCCGGCAGGCAGUGCAGGGGCAACGAGGGGACACCAAGGAGGGCUACUACGUGGGGCCCCUGCCCCUCCUUUCAACAACCGCGGGUACACGGCGUUCGAGGAGGAGGUAUUGGACCCGGCGGUGCAGAGGCAGCGCGGGGACACCAAGGAGGGCUACUACGUGGGCGUGGACAUUCCCCCGCACGACCCCCGUGCUGCCAAGCCCCUGCACGGCCCCAACGUCUGGCCGCCCGCCGACCUCCUCGCCUUCCGUCCCACCAUAACUGCCUACUUCGCCGCCUGCCUCUAUCUCACUGCUCAAACAUAUCCUCCCCUUCCUCCUCUCCUCCACCCGCUCUCCAUCAUCUGUUACCUCCUCCCCGCCUUCCGUCCCACCAUAACUGCCUACUUCUCCGCCUGCCUCUCUCUCGCCCGCCGCCUCCUCCCCAUCCUCGCGCUCGCGCUCGGGCAGCCGCGGGACUUUUUCAAUCUGCCCGGAAGAUUCGACGACCCAAUAGUGCUGCUGCGGCUGCUGCACUACUCGGGCGAGGCGUCUCGGCCCCAGGAGGGCGUGCUGGGCGCGGGCGCUCACACAGACUAUGGCAUGCUCACCCUGCUUCUCGUGUCGCACCCUGGCCUGGAGCCACGUCUGCCUGUGUUUCUGUUUUCAACCUCUGUCUUCUCCCCGUUCCUCCCUGCCACCCACCCGCUCCUCACCUGCUCCCCACUCCCCUGGCUGUCCCCGUCACUCCAGAUCUGUGUGGAUCGCAGCAGCACGCCCCAGCGGUGGGUGCGGGUGCCAGUGGUACCAGGCACGUACAUUGUGAACAUAGGCGACAUGCUGGAGCGGUGGAGCAACGCCUCCUGGCGCUCCACCCUGCACCGCGUGCUCGUGCUGCCCGAAGGGGAGGAAGGGGAGGGGAAGGAUGGUGGCAGCGGUGCUUGUGGGGUUGAGGGCCAUGCCGCUGGUAGUGCGGCCGCAAGCAUUGGUACUGCUGGUGACACUGGCGACACUGGUGGCAGUGGCGUGGGGCAGGGAGGCAGUGAGGUGUUGGCAGCGGGGAGGGUGUCGCUGCCGUUCUUCUUCGAGCCCAACUUUGACUGCCUUGUGGACUGCGUGCCCUCUCGAGUCAACAACGCCAACCCUGCACGGUUUCCCCCCACCACGAGCGGGCACUACCUGCUAUCACGCUACCAGGCCACCCACAAGGACCUUCAUGCCUCGCUCAAAUAA
Closterium sp. Naga37s-1 is the source of this 1809-nucleotide messenger RNA. The record is from the annotation of a GenBank genome assembly. NCBI's taxonomy places the organism in Eukaryota, Viridiplantae, Streptophyta, Zygnematophyceae, Desmidiales, Closteriaceae.